Molecule: messenger RNA, 2747 nt
Organism: Symphalangus syndactylus (siamang)
Lineage: Eukaryota; Metazoa; Chordata; Mammalia; Primates; Hylobatidae
Gene: AURKA
Product: aurora kinase A
Biological process (GO): mitotic spindle organization; mitotic cell cycle; meiotic spindle organization
Molecular function (GO): protein kinase activity; ATP binding
Source: RefSeq, a predicted model, not a curated record
CGCCCAGCGCCUUUGCAUCCGCUCCUGGGCACCGAGGCGCCCUGUAGGAUACUGCUUGUUACUUAGUACAGCUAGAGGGUCUCACUCCAUUGCCCAGGCUGGAGUGUGGGGACAUUUGAUAAGAAACUUCAGUGAAGCCCGGGCGCGGUGGCUCAUGCUUGUAAUCCAGCAUUUUGGGAGGCUGAGGCGGGUGGAUCACCCGAGGUUGGGAGUUCCAGACAAGCCCGACCAACAUAGAGAAACUCCAUCUCUACUAAAAAUACAAAAUUAGCUGGGCGUGGUGGUGCAUGCCUGUAAUCCCAGCUACUCCGGAGGCCGAGGCAGGAGAAUUGCUUGAACCCGGGAGGUGGAGGUUGCAGGUGAGCCGAGACUGCGCCAUUGCACUCCAGCCUGGGCAACAAGAGCAAAACUCUGUCUCAAAAAAAAAGGAAACCUCAGUGAAAUGAAAGACUGAACUACACACCUGGGGGAAGAGGCUAAUAAAGGGAGCAAGAAGUGCAAAUGCCUAUGGCAGGGGACUUAUUUGCGGAAAGAAAGGAGCCUUGUGUGGCUGGUGCACAGUCGACUAGAAGAGGAGAUGAAGUCAGAGAGGCAGUUAGGGUCCGUGUUCUGUGAGACUUCAAUAGGCCUGUCUAUGCAGGUUAGGAGUUUGCAUUGUUUUGAUUGAGUUGGGAGCCAUGGGGGUCUUCUGAACCAAGGACCAACACAUCUGACUUGUUAAUGAGAUUGCUGGCCUCAAUGUUGAGAAUGGACCAUGACGAGGCAUCAUGGACCGAUCUAAAGAAAACUGCAUUUCAGGGCCUGUUAAGGCUACAGCUCCAGUUGGAGGUCCAAAACGUGUUCUCGUGACUCAGCAAUUUCCUUGUCAGAAUCCAUUACCUGCAAAUAGUGGCCAGGCUCAGCGGGUCCUGUGUCCUUCAAAUUCUUCCCAGCGCGUUCCUUUGCAAGCACAAAAGCUUGUCUCCAGUCACAAGCCGGUUCAGAAUCAGAAGCAGAAGCAAUUGCAGGCAACCAGUGUACCUCAUCCUGUCCCCAGGCCACUGAAUAACACCCAAAAGAGCAAGCAGCCCCUGCCAUUGGCACCUGAAAAUAAUCCUGAGGAGGAACUGGCAUCAAAACAGAAAAAUGAAGAAUCAAAAAAGAGGCAGUGGGCUUUGGAAGACUUUGAAAUUGGCCGCCCUCUGGGUAAAGGAAAGUUUGGUAAUGUCUAUUUGGCAAGAGAAAAGCAAAGCAAGUUUAUUCUGGCUCUUAAAGUGUUAUUUAAAGCUCAGCUGGAGAAAGCCGGAGUGGAGCAUCAGCUCAGAAGAGAAGUAGAAAUACAGUCCCACCUUCGGCAUCCUAAUAUUCUCAGACUGUAUGGUUAUUUCCAUGAUGCUACCAGAGUCUACCUCAUUCUGGAAUAUGCACCACUUGGAACAGUCUAUCGAGAACUUCAGAAACUUUCAAAGUUUGAUGAGCAGAGAACUGCUACUUAUAUAACAGAAUUGGCAAAUGCCCUGUCUUACUGUCAUUCGAAGAGAGUUAUUCAUAGAGACAUUAAGCCAGAGAACUUACUUCUUGGAUCAGCUGGAGAGCUUAAAAUUGCAGAUUUUGGGUGGUCAGUACAUGCUCCGUCUUCCAGGAGGACCACUCUCUGUGGCACCCUGGACUACCUGCCCCCCGAAAUGAUUGAAGGUCGGAUGCAUGAUGAGAAGGUGGAUCUCUGGAGCCUUGGAGUUCUUUGCUAUGAAUUUUUAGUUGGGAAGCCUCCUUUUGAGGCAAACACAUACCAAGAGACCUACAAAAGAAUAUCACGGGUUGAAUUCACAUUCCCUGACUUUGUAACAGAGGGAGCCAGGGACCUCAUUUCAAGACUGUUGAAGCAUAAUCCCAGCCAGAGGCCAAUGCUCAGAGGAGUACUUGAACACCCCUGGAUCACAGCAAAUUCAUCAAAACCAUCAAAUUGCCAAAACAAAGAAUCAACUAGCAAACAGUCUUAGGAAUCGUGCAGGGGGAGAAAUCCUUGAGCCAGGGCUGCCGUAUAACCUGUCAGGAACAUGCUACUGAAGUUUAUUUUACCAUUGACUGCUGCCCUCAAUCUAGAACGCUACAAAAGAAACAUUUGUUUUACUGAGCAGGUGUGCCUUAACCUCCCUAUUCAGAAAGCUCCACAUCAAUAAACAUGACACUCUGAAGUGAAAGUAGCCACGAGAAUUGUGCUACUUAUACUGGUUCAUAAUCUGGAGGCAAAGUUCGACUGCAGCCACCCCGUCAGCCUGUGCCAGGCCUGGUGUCUUCACAGGAGGCAAAUCCAGAGUCUGGCUCUGGGGAAAGUGACCACUUUGCCCUGACCCGAUCAGUUAAGGAGCUGUGCAAUAACCUUCCCAGUACCUGAGUGAGUGUGUAACUUAUUGGGUUGGCCAAGCCUGGUAAAGCUGUUGGAAUGAGUAUGUGAUUCUUUUUAAGUAUGAAAAUAAACAUAUUUGUACAGACUUGUAUUUUUUCUCUGGUGGCAUUCCCUUAGGAAUGCUGUGUGUCUGUCCGGCACCCCGGUAGGCCUGAUGGGGUUUCUAGUCCUCCUUAACCACUUAUCUCCCAUAUGAGAGUGUGUAAAAUAGGAACACGUGCUCUACCUCCAUUUAGGGAUUUGCUUGGGAUACAGAAGAGGCCAUGUGUCUCAGAGCUGUUAAGAGCUUAUUUUUUUAAAACAUUGGAGUCAUAGCAUGUGUGUAAACUUUAAAUAUGCAAAUAAAUAAGUAUCUAUGUCA